AUAAAGAGGGAGAGAAACUAAAAAAAGGAGGAAAAGAGGCGAUCCAAAAUGCAGGUCCAGCCAAGUGAAAGCUACGCUUUUUACUCGCUAAACGACAGUUCGGGCAUUCCGAAUAGCGCCGGUAGCUCUGCCAGUAAUUCUCCUGAUCACUAUGGCGAUAGUCGUUUCUCCCCAGGUAGUCAGCAUUUGGUCGACCUCAGUUCACCUUUACCUGACCUGCAUCCACAUCAUUCGCACGCAAGACUGCCAAGCUUUCAGUCUACAGCACAGCAUCCACUGCUUCAGCAUCACCAGGUCUAUCAGCCCUAUCUCUAUGAUAGCCUCGACGACUCCAAACUCCUGCCCAAAUUCUACCAGCAAUCGGAGCCGCGACGGCUUGAGGACCAAUCGCCGCCAGGCUUCCUUUCCGAGCAUAGCCGCGACCACGAACAGGUUGUUUAUGUUGCGGAUCCCUAUUCACCUGGUGAUAGGAUGCCCUACGGUCUCGGCGACGUUCUUAAGUACAAACCCGAUCCUGAUGAUUUCAAACCUCAACUCCAACUACAACAACAACAACAGCAGCAACAACAGCAACAUCAGCAGCAGCAACAACAGCAGCAGCAAUCGCAGCAUCAGCAACAACCAGUACUUCCUUGUUCGACAACUAUUAAAAGGGAAGCGGGUGGAAAUUCUUGCAAAGCUAAAGCUCUUAAGAGGAAACGAAACGUCAGCAUAGAACGUGAUAAUGAAUCCGAUGACAACAACUCAUCUUCUUCGUCCAGCUCAGCGACGUCGAGCUCAUCGCGAUCAAAGAUCCGAAGAAAGGGUGGUGCAACCGAAGAGGAGCUUCAAACACAGAGGGUCAUGGCGAACGUAAGGGAGCGUCAGAGGACCCAAAGUCUUAAUGAGGCUUUUAGUCAGCUGAGGAAGAGUAUACCGACGCUACCCAGUGACAAGCUCAGCAAGAUUCAGACUCUCAGACUCGCGGCAAAAUACAUAGAUUUUCUUUAUCAGGUGCUACAUUGCAAUGCGGAGACCGACAAUACAGAGGACCUCGGCGAGAGGAACUCGCGAAGUGCGAUUUUGUCGGCAGCACGUGAUAUCGCAGCAAUUUCCCAGUCCUCAACAUGCAGUUUUAUGGCUCAUGAGAAGCUGUCGUACGCAUUCAGCGUUUGGAGAAUGGAGGGUGACUGGAACUUGAAUCUUUAAAUAAGAAAAAUCAUUCGUCUUCUAUAAUGGAAGUAUAUGGAAAAUUUUCAAUAUUUUACACGUAUUAUCGAUUUUUGAUAUUGAAAAGAAGAAAAUAGAAGCAUAUGAGCUUUGCAUAUCACAUUUUGCUUUUCGAUGGAAAGUAAAACUGUUGAACAAAGGAAAACGAGAAAUUUGUACAGAUUAUUAGAGUAUAGGUUUUUGAAAGUAAUGUAAUAAUAUCACGAUAUAUGUAUCUUAAUUAUUGCUAACUUCAAUUAUUUUAGAUUAAUCGUUAAUUAUGAAUUGAAAUUCAUAAAA
Ceratosolen solmsi marchali is the source of this 1488-nucleotide messenger RNA. It is a transcript of the gene Twi, whose product is annotated as twist. Gene Ontology annotation, molecular function: protein dimerization activity; RNA polymerase II transcription regulatory region sequence-specific DNA binding; DNA-binding transcription factor activity, RNA polymerase II-specific. Lineage: Eukaryota; Metazoa; Arthropoda; Insecta; Hymenoptera; Agaonidae. Gene Ontology annotation, biological process: regulation of transcription by RNA polymerase II; developmental process. Bases 49 to 1188 code for a protein of 379 amino acids. The record is from RefSeq and is a predicted model, not a curated record. The transcript has 2 exons.